Messenger RNA from Sphaerodactylus townsendi, 2975 nucleotides. It is a transcript of the gene PCED1A, whose product is annotated as PC-esterase domain containing 1A. The record is from RefSeq and is a predicted model, not a curated record. Bases 420 to 1817 code for a protein of 465 amino acids. The transcript has 8 exons. Lineage: Eukaryota; Metazoa; Chordata; Lepidosauria; Squamata; Sphaerodactylidae.
GGCAGGAGUUGGUUGCAACUUGCUGGCAUGUUCUUUUUCGUCCUUGGGAACCUGUGUGAGAAUUGUUAAAAAAUGCUAGCCUUGAAGGUGCUCCAUUACACCUUGUUUUUUUAAAAAAUAAAAUCCUGCUUGGGUUCUGUUUGUCUUCAAUUCUACCUCCUGACAACUAUGCAAAACUCCCUGUCUAAAGCUCUCCUCCCUCUGUGUGUGGGGGGUGUGGGUGUGCGGAAAAAGAAAAUAAAGUGAAGGCCAGAAAAUGGGGGGAUGUGAGGGAUGGCGCCUAGUGAUUGAGGUGCAUUCCUGAUUCUAGGGCAAGGGGGUAUAACUGUAGACUGUCAUGGCAUCUGGGUGAUUGAAGUGCAACCCUGUCAAUUGGAAGGACAGCAGCUCAGCUCCAAGUCUGCAGCCAGAGCCCAGCCAUGCUGAAACCUUUCUCAAAUGAUGCCUAUAAUUUCUCUUCCAAAGAAGUCCGGCAGUUGCUGCACAACAAAUCUGUCGUGAUCUUAGGUGACUCCAAUCAUCGAGCGAUCUAUAAAGAUAUGAUCUGCUUUCUCCAGGGCGACGAACUGCUAACCGAGAAGGAGCUAAAAACCAAAUUGCAGGGCAUCGAAAGUUUCCGGAACGACCGUGUCGUAGAAGGGGGUAACUUGCACAACGAGACCACUUAUCGAGAGGUGCGUGAGUACAGAAUCGAACACCACCUUGUGCGCCUGUAUUUCAUCACCCGCGCAUAUAACCAGUACAUGGAGAGGAUUUUGGACGACUUCAGGACUGGUGAACCACCGGAUGUCCUUAUUAUCAAUUCCUGUGUCUGGGACCUCAAUAGAUACGUCGUCAAUUAUUCUUGCGACGAUCGGCUGAAGAAGCCCUUCAUGGAUUACCGGAAGAACCUUCAAAAACUCUUCUCGCAGCUGAAUGACAUCCUGCCACCAUCUUGCCUCAUCAUUUGGAACACAGCCAUGCCACUCGGCCACAACGUCACCGGAGGGUUCCUUGAAAAGGGGAGGAAGAACAUAGCGACUACCGGGGACGUGCUGAAGGCCAACUUCGAAGCCGCCACCCUCGCCUGCUGCUACCAGUUUGACGUUCUGGACUUGAACUUCUACUUCCGCUUCUUCAUGGACCUGCAGGCUAAAGACGGGAUCCACUGGAACCAGUUUGCGCACCGCCGCAUCACCAAACUGUUGCUGACCCACGUGGCCGACGCCUGGGGAGUCGAGCUCAAAAGUAAAAUCCCCCUAAAGGGAAUAGCAUGGAAUGGAAAUGCAACAUACCAGCACCGUUCACCUCAAUACCCGCCGGUUCCUCCUGAACGUCAGAGAUAUCCACAACUCACGGAUGCCAACGGCUUCCCCUUUACUUGGUGCAAUUCCAGUCACGAUCCCAACUUCCAACGUGCCCCCUUUUCUGACUGUGAGAACUUCUCUGAAGAGCCCCCUGCUCACCUGGAAGAAAUGCAGAACGGCCGUUUCUAUGGACCUGUUGAUCAUGUGCCUGUCAGGGAGUUGGGUCCUCCCUCUCUUUUCCCUGUUGGUCAUGCACCUGUCAGGGAGUUGGGUCCUCCUUUCCCUGUUGAUUAUGGGCCUGGCAGGGAGUGGGGGGUCUCCCAUGCUGAUUAUAUGCCUAAUGGAGGACAGGGGGGGUACCCUCCCCUCCCGUCAAGGUCACCUCGAGGUUUCCGGGGUAGGCGCCGUAAUCGCCGCGUAAUCGCCAGUUUCGAUAGGAACCUCUACAGCCCGUACCCUCGCCCUUGUGAUCGAACUAGAGGCCAUCCGCUCUUUGGGGCACCCCCCUACACCGGAUAUAGAGGCCGGUAGCCCCGCCUACCCAUGGCUCAGUGUUGCUUGAAUUUUCUCUCCUGUGGAGUUGGGUAGGGGGCAAACAUGAUGGGACCAAACUUCUUUGGGGGUGUCUUUUGGGCACACAAUGGAAACUGUGAAGUCCGGGCUCCUGGACCAGAGGUGUGUGUUGAGGGGGGGGGGGGGGCCGUGUUCUAAAUGGGGUUCAACCAUUCCUGAGGGGCCACAUUUGGGCAUCUUUACUCCUCUUUGGAAGAACACGCUGUCUUCAUAACCCAGGUGUCCAAUGAGAGCAGCACACAAUCGUGGUGUGAAGUGCCAUGUGGGUUCCCCUCCCCCAACUAAUUUAGCAUCAUUUUAAAUGCUAAUUAUUCUUGGGUUUUCCUGCUUAUAUGAGCCUUUCCCCUCCCCAUAAUGUACACGCAACCCAAUGCUUGCUGCUUUCCUUUUUCUGGGGAACUUUACUUUGAAAGUAUUGAUUUUUGAAGAUGGCUCAACUUGGACCGAAAGAGGAGCUCCCAUUCUGUGAAUAUGAUUCAGUUCAUUGUGUGUGCGAGAGAGAUGUGAGCAUGGUAUAGCCCGGGGUGUCCAACUCUGGCGCUUCAGAUGUUCAUGGACUACAAUUCCCAUCAGCCCUGCCAGCAGUCCUUGAACAUCUGGAGCGCCAGAGUUGGACACCUCUGGUCUAGCCCAUCCAGCUAUGGCUUCCAUGAAAAUAAAAGCGACGACCUUCUAGGAGUGUGCCAUGUGGCAUCUCUAUGGCUGGUCCUUCCAGUUGAACCUCCUGUGUGGACUGGCCAGUCCGUAGGCAAGAAAAUCGCCCUCCCAGAAGUGCCUGAAUGUCGUCUUUUCACUUUUAGUUUGCCUUCUUUGCAGAACACCAAAGUAUUAUGGACCUAGUAUUUUACAUAAACAACCUCUGACUCUUUGCAGGUAGGGGAGGGGAAAAGCCCACUGCUAGGAACAAAAGUUGUUGCCUUAAUGUAUUUGUUUUUAAAUGUAGCUUUAAAAUUCCUAAGAGAGUCUGAUCUUAUAAUGCCAGCUGGUGGCACGCUCUGGCACACAGCUGGAUUCUGUGGGGGAGAUGGAGUGCAUUCUCUUUGAAAAGACUGUUGAGAAAAGAUAUCUGUAAUAUUUUAAAGACGUGUUGAAUGUAAGAAUAAAGGAUUUAAAGAA